Microdochium trichocladiopsis is the source of this 1164-nucleotide messenger RNA. RefSeq lists its product as uncharacterized. Lineage: Eukaryota; Fungi; Ascomycota; Sordariomycetes; Xylariales; Microdochiaceae. Bases 324 to 734 code for a protein of 136 amino acids. The transcript has 3 exons. The record is from RefSeq and is a predicted model, not a curated record.
AACUUUGUUGCCCUGGUCGUUUGAUCCCGCAUCUCACCCGGUUAAGGUGCGGCCAGCCAGUGAAGACUUCUAAACUUAGCAGUGAGCGGGUGGGGCCUCCAUCCCGGGGCCCCACUUUGGAUGGCACUUGGGGCUCAACGUCACUCCACACGAUCCCGAUCAUCGUGGACCACGACUUCAUCAUUCCCCAGUGUGUGGCGGCCAAUUGAACGGUGACAUCCUCGGCACGGCAACACUGCUGGUAGUAAACGCCGCAUAGAAGCUCAAUUCCUAGCCCCAAUCUCUCCACUCUUCGGUUUGAGCCAGCAGUCAGACGCAGCGGGAUGUUCCAGCCCGGCGCUGAGGACCGCUUCCACCUGCGGAUGCACCGCGCGCGCUCCGUAGUCCUCACCUCACAAGAACUCGUCGAGAUCCGCGCCGCCCAGCGCACCUUUGAGGGCGCCUACAUGCGCACGGCCCUCUCCCUGUUCUCCUUCUCCCUCAUCAUCCUCAAGAUCUUCACGUCCGAGUUCUACGCCAUCGGCGCGCUCUUUGCCGUCUACGGCGGCGCCGUGCUCGUCUGCGCCGUGUACCGGCGGUACCAGGGCAACCGGCAGUUCUUCACCGUCACGGGCCAUGACGGCGAGGUCGCCAAGCGCUUCCGCACGAGCGGCAACACGGUGCUCAUCCUCACCAGCCUCAGCGCCGCGGCGUACGUCACCCUGAUCGUGCUGACGUGGCAGCUUUCCACGUGAAUAGAUGUGGAUCUGAACACGGUGGCCGUGACGACCGGGCGUGUGGCCCUGCGUUGUUUUCCUUCUUGUGGUGUGUGGCGUGGCAUGGAGAGAUAGAAAAGAGGAAGAGGAAAAAGAAAAGCGAACGAGGAUAUGUUCCAAUUUUGAUUUCGGAAAGGGGGUUCGGCGUUCAAAUUUUAGGAAUUUAUACGGAUCAUGCAUGGGUUCGGCUUGUAUAAGCCUAUACGUUGGAUUCUCAAUCAACCCAGGUAUGGUUCAUGUUCAUGUUCAUGCAAUCAUGCGGAUGCCAUUGGUGUCCUUGCUUGGCUUAUAAAGAGACGCCUUGUCUUUCGUGUAUCGGUGUAUGGACAUCUCUGCGUUGAAAAUCCCAAUGUCUGAUGCCGACUACGCGUGAAAACAAUUGCCAAUUGUGUUUGGGGCUGCACUGGGC